AUGGCAACAAUACCAAAUUCAACAUCAUCACGUAUACCAAAAAAAACAGUCAAAGAUUUUAAAUUUAUUAAAGAAAUUGGUAAUGGAUCAUAUUCAACAGUUUUUCUUGCUAUUGAAACAGCCACAAAUCGUGAAUUAGCGAUUAAAGCUGUUAGUAAAGAUUUAGUAACAAGAUUAAAAAAAAUUUCUCAAGUCUUUCGAGAAAAAGAUAUUUUAGCACGACUUACUGAUUGUAAUUAUGCAGCUAAGCUUUAUUGUACAUUUCAAGAUGACAAAACUCUUUUUUUAAUAAAAAAAUUUCGAAAAAUUGGACAUGAUAUUCAUAUUAGUGUAUUCACACGAGAUAGAAUGUUAUUCAAUAUUAUGUUAUUUUGA
Molecule: messenger RNA, 375 nt
Organism: Rotaria sordida
Lineage: Eukaryota; Metazoa; Rotifera; Eurotatoria; Philodinida; Philodinidae
Source: the annotation of a GenBank genome assembly